Molecule: messenger RNA, 1694 nt
Organism: Rhodamnia argentea
Lineage: Eukaryota; Viridiplantae; Streptophyta; Magnoliopsida; Myrtales; Myrtaceae
Product: protein ALP1-like
Exons: 2
Coding region: 121-1503 (460 amino acids)
Source: RefSeq, a predicted model, not a curated record
UCUCUCGAUUUCCUUCUCUGAGAUUCUGCUCUUCCUCUCGAUUUCCGAUCCAAAAGAAAGAACCGGAAACACCCCCACAUUCUCCGAUAGUCUCGAGAGAGGCGAGCAAGAAAGAAAACCAUGGAAUCAAGAAAAUUGGCAGCUUUACUGUCUUGUCUCGUCUCCGAGAUCAUGCUGCUGCUCCUCCUCCUCUUCCCUUCUUCGAGCCCCCUCUCUCUGACUUCGAAUCCCAGUUCUUUCUCUCCCCACGGCUUCGACUCGUUCGCAAAUCUCUUCCCUUUGAUCGCCCAUUUCCUCUCUCACCACGAGAUCGCCGCCUCCUUGUCUCCGCGACCCGUUUCGAGGAAAAGGAAGAGGACCCGGUCUCCAGAGCCGGACUCUGGGCCCGCUUGUGAGGAUCAGACGGACGACUCCGACUCGGAGCUCGGAGGCCGACCCAGUGGCCGCCGCCGAGUCGGGCUCGGUCCGGCUCGGAGUCCCGAUUCGUUCGUGAGCUCUUUCAAGAUGACGUCUUCCACCUUCGAGUGGCUCGCGGGCCUGCUCGAGCCGUUGCUGGAUUGUCGCGACCCGGUUGGGUCGCCGCUGAACCUGUCGCCAGAGCUCCGCCUCGGGGUCGGGCUUUUCCGGCUGGCCACCGGCAGUGACCACUCUGACGUGGCUCGCCAGUUUGGAGUCUCUGAGUCGGCCUCUCGGUUUUGCACCAAGCAGUUGUGCCGAGUCCUGUGCACCAAUUUCCGGUUCUGGGCAGGUUUCCCGAGCCCGGGCGAGCUCGAAUUCGUGUCAAGGGGGUUCGAGUCGCUGACUGGGUUGCCGAAUUGCUGCGGUGUGAUUGAUUGUGCAAGAUUUGAGAUCCUCACCGAUUGCGGGCCUAAUGAUACUGUCGCGGCGCAAAUAGUCGUUGACUCCACCUCAAGAAUUCUGAGUGUCAUUGCAGGAUUUCGCGGUGAUAAGGCCCGGUCACGAGUUCUUUGGCUAUCGAGUUUGUUCAAAGACAUCGAGGAAGAUAGGUUACUGAAUUUGCCUCCUGUGGAUGUUAAGGGGGUCAAUGUGAACCCGUAUUUAAUUGGAGAUGUAGGGUACCCUCUGCUUCCUUGGUUGAUCGUGCCUUUUGCGAAUGCCACGACAGGAUCAUGUGAGGCUUGUUUCAAUGUAGCGCAUAGUUUGAUGCUUAUGCCUGCCCUUAAAACUAUCGCUAGUCUCAGGAAUUGGGGUGUUUUAAGCAGGCCGAUUAAAGAGGAUUCUAGGACCGCAGUUGCUUAUGUAGGCGCUUGUUCGAUUCUUCAUAACGCCCUGCUAAUGAGGGAGGACUAUUCGGCAUUGUGUACUGAGUUAGGAGAUACUUCAUUGCACGAUCAUCAGACACACCAUCUUGUGGAUGCUGGUUGGGAGGUAAGUUCUGGAAAAGGUCUGGUUCUGCGAGAUGCAUUGGCCGCACUAGCAAAGGAUUUCCACGACCAGAGCCAUUCAUUUAGUGGCCAGUUGUUCAGUGCAUUUGCAGCUUGACAGAGAGAUCUGAUUGCAGCUGAUUUAAUGGGGCGGGAAUCGUUUUGGGGUUGGUUUUUUUCCCCUGCAAUGCAGAGUUGCAGCUGGAACCAGUUCUAAAGUUGAUCAAUCUGAUGAUGGUCCAUCACAACAUGUCAUUCUGGUUACUAGAAGCACCAUGGAUAAGUCCAUCAGGAAAGAGCAAGUUGAUU